AUGGGAGGCAUCCCGUCACGCCGGUCGCGGACACCGCUGCAUGAGGCAUGUGCACGUGGAGACGUCCGGCGAGUGGCUCGGAUGUUGGAGGGCGAUAGGGAGUUUGUCGCCAUGGACGUCAAUGAGCGGGCACCGCCCGACGGCGCGUCACCGCUGCAUGUGGCUGCAGCUGGCGAUCAUGGUGAGGUCAUCACGUACUUGCUGGAGAAGACAUCGGCGAACCCGUAUCAGGUCCGAAACGACAAUGCGUCGCCGCUGCGUGUGGCGGUGAUGGGCGGACGGUGUGCGGCGGCGCAGGCUCUGUUGGCGGGCAUGGGCCACGCCAAUCUAGCUGCUAAUCUCCGCUCGGUUGGCGAAAAGGUGGGCGAGCUCUUCUCCCUCGCUGCCGCCUCGGGCAACGUCGGCAUGCUAGCGAUCCUUGGCAAGCACCUCGAGUUCGACAUCGACGCGCGGGUUCAUGACUGCGGUGGGCGGGUGCUCCACGCCGCGGUGUGGUGCGGGCAUGUGAGCGCAACAGAGCACUUGCUGAACAAGCUAGCGGCGUCGCCCAAGGUUGUCAACGACCGCGAAUGGACGCCGCUGCAUGUCACUGCGCUGCGAAGCCAUGCGAAAGUGGCCAAGGUCAUCGUUGGCCACUCGGCCGCCGACAUCAACGCGCAAAGCAAGAGCGGGCGCACCCCGCUGCAUCUCGCGGCGCGGACCGGCGCACUGGCGGUCGCCGAAGUGCUCAUCGCCAGCGGUGCUGCCCUCGAUGCCCGCUCACACGACGGGUUCACCCCGCUCCAUCACGCCGUCAAGGAGAAUAACCUUGAUGUGGCGUCUGCGCUUCUUGCCGCCGGCGCCCGCGUCGACACCCGUGCUGUUGCCGGCACCUCCCCGCUCCACACUGCAGCCCUGCUUGGGAAUCUCGAUGCGGUGCGCGCGCUUCUGGCUGCCGGCGCGCCAGUUGACGCGCUGACGACCGCCACCGACUCGACGCCGCUCUCUCUAGCUGCCGCCCGCGGCCGCACCCGGGUCGUCUCCGCGCUUGUUGCGGCCGGUGCCGAUGUCAACGCGCCGCCGCAAUCUCCGCCGCUCACAGGCGCCGCCAAGGCCGGCCACCUUGGCAUCGUCCGCGAGUUGCUCAAAGCUGGCGCUCGUCAAUGUGACGGCACCUUUGACCGCUUGUCCGGCGACGCGCCCAGCGCCGUCGAAGCCGCGGCCCGCUCGGGGCACACCGAAGUGGUGGCGCUCCUUGUCAAGAGCGGUGCCGAUCCUGAGCGCAUUGCCGCAGCGCUGCAUCUAGCAGCUGAGGGUGGCCAUCUCGAGACUGUCCGAGUGCUUGUCGAACUCUCACCAGCUGCGGUGGCUGCCACGGAUGACGCCGGCCACACCGCGUUUGAGCUUGCCGCCCGCCGCGGGCGGGUCGACGUCGCCCGCUUCCUCGCCCGUGUCGGUAACAUCGGCCCCGAUGUCCUAGCGUCGGCGCUGCAUCUGGCAGCCACUGGAGAACACGUGCCUGUCAUGCGGGUUUUGGUCGAUGACCUCUGUGCGCCGCUCGAUGCAACACACGGAAGCUAUGCAUCGCCCGUUCUCGUCACAGCCGCGCAGUGGGCGUCGACCGCCGCACCCGUGGCGGUCCUCAUCGACGCUGGUGCGCCGAUCAACGCCGCCACAACUGCCGGGUACACCGCGCUUCACACUGCCAUUGUCCGUGGCAAAGCCGACAUUGUAGCUGUCCUCCUCGCUGCCGGUGCCGCUGCCCACACCCUCUCGCCUGCCGCCGUCUCGCCGCUCGCUGUCGCCGCCGCCCAUGCACCCACUGAGGUCAUGGCCGUCCUCGAGCCUGCACUGCAGUCACUCGGCACCGCGGCAGCCACCGAUCUCCUCCAUCGCGCCGCAGCGGCAGACAACGUCGCUGCCCUCAGCUUUAUGCUCCGCGGCCUGGGAUGGCCGCUCACCGGGCGCGAUGCCUCGGGCCGCACCCUCCUCCAUGCCGCGCGCAGCUCGCCCGGCGCCGUGGCAGAGCUCCUCUCAACAGAAGCAGCCGCCUGCUGCGACCUUGUUGCUGCCCCCGACACCCGCGGCGACACCCCGCUCCACGCCGCCGUCGCAUCGCGGAACGCGUCGGUGGUAGAGCUUCUCCUUACGGCGGCCUGUCCCGCCGCUGUCGACUAUGCCAAUGCCAGCUCGGAGACACCGCUCAUGCUCGCUGCAAGUCGCACAUGGUUCGACGGUGUCGUCGCCCUCCUCGCCGCUCAGGCCACCGUCAGCCUGGUUGACAGUCGCGGCCAAAAUGCCGCCCACCGAGCAUGCGCUCCGCCUGCAGCCGCUGCUCCUGGCGAUGCUGCACGAGUCUUGGAGUGCAUCCUCGCCGCCUCACCGCCGUCGCUGGUAGUUGCGGCCGACGAGCGCGGCGCGCAUCCGCUCCAUCUCGCCGCAAGCCACGUGCGCGACGUGAUGGCGACUACGCUUGUUGCGGUACUUAUCGACGCUGGCGCUGACGUCGACGCCAUCAACAACGAUAGCGCAUCGCCGCUCAGUCUCGCAGUCAAGGCCGGUAACACCGCUGCGGCGUGCGCCCUCAUCGCCGCCGGCGCCGAGGUCAACGUCACUAUUGCCGGCGACCAAACGCCAAUCAUCAUGUGCGGGCGCAGCGAGGUGGCGUAUGCAGCGGCGCAGCGGCCAACGCUUGAUGUCUCGCGUGGCGUCGGCGGCUGCACUCUUCUCCACACCGAUCUCGAGAGCAUGCCCGAGCUGCUGGACGCACUCCUGCUCCAUACACCCGACCUCUGGCUUGGCGAUGUGGCGCACGAGUCCGGCAUGACGCCGCUGAUGGCUGCUGCCGCCCGGGCUUGCCCCUCGAGCGACCUCACGUACCUCCGCUGGCUCGUCCUUGCGGUGCCUUCGCUCAGCCCAGCCGAGCUCCGGGCCUCACUUGGCGUUGGGCCCCACCAUGUCGACGUCCUCCUCACCGCAGCUCUUCGCGGCGACGUUGUCGGUGGCCUCUCACGCGGCCUCGCCCUCCCAUCACGUCCGCUGGCAUUUGCUCGCAUCGCGCCGAAUGCUCUGCAGCUUUAUCCUUGCAAUCAGGCUGGUGAUGGCAGCCAAGCUACUGCCUCCGCGCCGAUCGAAGACGACUCGCCGAACUGGGAGCUCCCGCUCGACCGCAUAGUUCGCGCCGAGGCUUCCGGUACCAGCCUCCACAUUCUUGCCACCGCCCCGGAGAACCCGGCGCGUGUUGAUCUGAUCGAGCUCGAGGCUCAGACGCCGAUCUCUGCUGCCCUCUGGGCCGGGCGUGUGGUCGGCUGUGCCCGCGCCGCUCGUCCGAGGGCAUGA
This is a messenger RNA of Thecamonas trahens ATCC 50062, 3318 nucleotides long. RefSeq lists its product as uncharacterized. Gene Ontology annotation, molecular function: protein binding. The transcript is spliced from 2 exons. The record is from RefSeq and is a predicted model, not a curated record. NCBI's taxonomy places the organism in Eukaryota, Apusomonadida, Apusomonadidae. Bases 1 to 3318 code for a protein of 1105 amino acids.